Messenger RNA from Encephalitozoon intestinalis ATCC 50506, 414 nucleotides. RefSeq names its product signal recognition particle Srp19. The coding region runs from base 1 to 414 and encodes 137 amino acids. Gene Ontology annotation, molecular function: 7S RNA binding. Gene Ontology annotation, biological process: SRP-dependent cotranslational protein targeting to membrane, signal sequence recognition; SRP-dependent cotranslational protein targeting to membrane. Gene Ontology annotation, cellular component: signal recognition particle, endoplasmic reticulum targeting. Lineage: Eukaryota; Fungi; Microsporidia; Unikaryonidae. The record is from RefSeq and is a predicted model, not a curated record. The transcript has a single exon.
AUGGAGAACAAGUACUUCUGCUUGUAUCCUGCCUACAUGGAUUCAUCCAGGGCGCUUUCGGAGGGAAGGAAGUAUAGAAAAGAGAUUUGCAUUGAGAAGCCUCGAUACCAUGAAAUCAAAAAUGCCUUGGAAAAACUUGAAAUCGAAUGUGUCGAAGAGCCUUUGAAGAAGCAUCCUCGAGACUUCUUCAACAAUGGAAGGUUCCGGAUUAAAAAGGAGUAUGGAAAACUGUUUGUUGUAGAGGGAGUAAGCCAAACGAUUGCAGAGAUGAGAUCCUCUGCAAGAAGUGGGGGCAGUGUUUCUUCAGGAAAGCAGGCCCAUGGAAAGGUGGUGCAUGGAGUUGUUCAGAAGGGCGUGUAUGUUGAGAAUAAGCUUAAUCUUGUUAGGAAGAAAAAGACAAAGAAGAAAAAAUAA